Molecule: messenger RNA, 1983 nt
Organism: Urocitellus parryii (Arctic ground squirrel)
Lineage: Eukaryota; Metazoa; Chordata; Mammalia; Rodentia; Sciuridae
Source: RefSeq, a predicted model, not a curated record
UUGGCUCCUUGGUCUGGGCUUGAGCCCCUGGAAAAGUAAUUAAUGAGGGAUUAAUGAGAUUCCCAAAGUCAACAGAAAAAUCGAUGAGCCGUGGAGCCUGAGCGGCGGCUGCGCAUUCCCGCGGGGGGAGGGCAUCGGUCGCGAGCGCUGGACCUCACCUGGACGGAAGGUCGGCGCUGUGCCCCAGUUGGUGGUUGGCCCGCGGCGAUGCCUGCCCAGUCCUCAGCUCCUGUUGAGGCUCCACCCAUGCCCUCUGCAGAAGUGCAGGAGAAUGAAGCGGGCCCAGCCAAGGAGCACCACGGGAACGUGGGGGCAGAGGAGACAGGGGCCUCCGGUGCACCCCAGCAGAAGUCCUGGCUGGUGCGACAUUUCUCCCUGCUGUUGCGGCGGGACCGGCAGGCCCAGAAGGCCGGGCAGCUCUUCUCAGGACUGCUGGCCCUCAACGUGGUAUUCCUGGGUGGGGCCUUCAUCUGCAGUAUGAUCUUCAACAACGUGGCGGUCACUCUGGGCGACGUGUGGAUCCUGCUGGCCGUGCUGAAGGCCCUGUCCCUCCUCUGGCUCCUCUACUACACCGCAGGCACCACGCGGCGGCCCCACGCAGUGCUCCACCGGGACCCUCACGCGGGACCCAUUUGGGUUCGGGGCUCCCUGGUGCUCUUUGGCAGCUGCACUAUCUGCCUCAACGUCUUCCGCAUGGGCUACGACAUGAGCCACAUCCACUGCAAGUCAGAGCUGGAGCUUAUCUUCCCCGUCAUCGAGAUCAUGUUCAUGGGCGUCCAGACCUGGGUGCUCUGGAAACACUGUAAGGACUGCGUUCAGGUGCAGACCAACCUCACUAGGUGUGGCCUGAUGCUGACGCUGGCCACAAACCUGCUGCUGUGGAUUCUGGCUGUGACCAAUGACUCCAUGCACCGCGAGAUUGAGGCUGAGCUCAACGCCCUCGUGGAGAAGUUCUCAGGCAACGAGACCAACACCUGCCUGUGCCUCAACGCCACCGUGUGCGAGGUCUUCCRGAAGGGCUACCUGAUGCUCUACCCCUUCAGCACCGAGUACUGCCUCAUCUGCUGUGCCGUGCUCUUCGUCAUGUGGAGGAACGUGGGCCGCCGCCUGGCAGCCCACGCGGGCCCGCGCCCCGGCACCCGACCCUUCCACCUGCACGGGGCCAUCUUCGGGCCGCUGCUGGGCCUGCUGGCGCUGGUGGCCGGCGUGUGCGUCUUCGUGCUCUUCCAGAUCGAGGCCAGCGGCCCGGCCAUCGCGCGCCAGUACUUCACCCUGUACUACGCCUUCUACGUGGCUGUGCUGCCCGCGAUGAGCCUGGCGUGCCUGGCGGGCACGGCCAUCCACGGGCUGGAGGAGCGGGAGCUGGACACGCUGAAGAACCCCACCCGCAGCCUGGACGUGGUGCUGCUGAUGGGCGCYGCGCUGGGCCAGGUGGGCAUUGCCUACUUCUCCAUCGUGGCCAUUGUGGCCACUCACCCGCAAGAGCUGCUCAACCGGCUCAUCCUGGCCUACUCGCUGCUGCUCAUCCUGCAGCACAUCGCCCAGAACCUYUUCAUCAUCGAGGGCCUGCACCGCCGGCCGCUCUGGGAGGUGCCUCCGGAGGGCCCCGCAGGGAAGUGCGAGGCCGAGCCUCCCCGCAGGGGCUCCCUGCUCGAGUUGGGCCAGGACCUGCGCAGGGCCUCCCUGGCCUAUAUCCACUCCUACAACCACCUCAACUGGAAGCGUAGGAUUCUCAAGGAGAUCUCACUCUUCCUCAUCCUCUGCAAUAUCACGCUAUGGAUGAUGCCUGCAUUUGGCAUACACCCAGAAUUUGAGAAUGGGCUGGAAAAGGAUUUCUACGGUUACCGGACGUGGUUCACCAUCGUCAACUUUGGCCUGCCUCUGGGGGUCUUCUACCGCAUGCACUCUGUGGGAGGGUUGGUGGAGGUUUACUUGGGGGCCUGAGGCUGCCCCAGGAAACCACCCUCAGCAAAACCCUGAAGU